CGUCGAUUCCUUCUUCCGCCGCCCGCCGGAGGCGCGGCCCAGACCAGCGCGUGGUGUGCGUCUGUGUCGAGGCCAGCAGGGGGAUUCUGGGUAACGGCCCCGGCAGGCUGGGGCGGCGGGCUCCGCGCAGCAGGUUCCACUUAACGCCAAGUCUGUUGGCAGGGGCGGUUGUAGGGCCGGGAGUAGCCGGACAUGGAGCAACCGUGGCCUCCGCCGGGACCCUGGAGCCUGCCUCAGGCCGAGGGUGAGACUGAGGAAGAGAGUGACUUGGACGUGUCCCCCGGUUCUCCCCGCUGCCCGCAGCUGCCGGACGGCAGCGCCCAGAUAUAUAGCCAUGGGAUUGAACUAGCUUGCCAAAAGCAGAAAGAGUUUGUGAAGAGCUCUGUGGCGUGCAAAUGGAAUCUCGCUGAAGCUCAGCAGAAACUUGGUAGCUUAGCACUGCAUAACUCUGAGUCCUUGGAUCAGGAACACGCCAAAGCACAAACUGCAGUAUCAGAACUGAGGCAACGGGAAGAAGAAUGGCGACAGAAAGAAGAGGCUCUAAUACAAAGAGAAAGGAUGUGUCUGUGGAGUGUGGAUGCCAUUAGCAAAGAUGUUUUUAAUAAGAGUUUUAUUAAUCAAGAUAAAAGAAAAGAAACAGAAGAUGAAGAUAAAUCAAAAUCAUUUAUGCAGAAAUAUGAGCAAAAAAUCAGACAUUUUGGUAUGUUGAGUCGAUGGGAUGAUAGUCAGAGAUUUUUGUCAGACCAUCCAUACCUUGUGUGUGAAGAAACUGCUAAAUAUCUUAUUUUAUGGUGUUUUCAUCUAGAAGCUGAGCAGAAAGGGGCUCUAAUGGAACAAAUAGCACAUCAAGCUGUUGUAAUGCAGUUUAUUAUGGAAAUGGCCAAAAACUGUAAUGUGGAUCCAAGAGGGUGUUUUCGUUUAUUUUUCCAGAAAGCCAAAGCAGAGGAAGAAGGUUAUUUUGAAGCAUUCAAAAAUGAACUUGAAGCUUUCAAGUCAAGAGUAAGACUUUAUUCUCAAUCACAAAGUUUUCAGCCUAUGACAGUUCAGAACCAUGUUCCCCAUUCUGGUGUUGGAUCUACAGGUUUAUUAGAAUCCUUACCACAGAAUCCAGAUUAUCUUCAGUAUUCUAUCAAUACAGCUCUCUGCAGUUUAAACUCAGUGGUACAUAAAGAAGAUGAUGAACCCAAAAUGAUGGACACGGUAUAAUUUGGUUAAGACUGCUGAGGCCAAGUGUUAUUUUGUUACAAGAAAGGAAGAACUUGGCUAUUUUCUUGACACUUUUAUGGGUGCUGCACUUUAUUUUUGUUUGGUUUUUGAUGGGAGGGAAAAAAAGAGUACUGAAAUGUUUUAUAACUUUUUUUUAUGUGCUGCUAGGUUUUUUGUUUUGUUUUUUUCUGAAGAGAGGAGUGGUACCAUAUGUUGCAGGAAGUGAAACUGGAUUUUUUUUUUUUGGCUACUAAAUUUGCCUUUAAUCUUAUUGUUCUCAAUUUUGGAAUCAAAGUAUGAAAAUCUGCACAAAUGUAAUGUUUACAAGAACUGGUUGAUUCUAGGAGGCGUCUGCUACAGUCUCUUUUUAUAUGGAUAUGUACAUGUCCUACUCUAUAAAAAUGAUUAAAGAUAAAAAUGUACUUGUAUCCCACUGCUAAUUUAGCUGUCAAAUCUGGUGUUUCAUCAUAUUAAAAGCAAUAAAUCAGUA
Molecule: messenger RNA, 1696 nt
Organism: Lemur catta (Ring-tailed lemur)
Lineage: Eukaryota; Metazoa; Chordata; Mammalia; Primates; Lemuridae
Gene: CDC37L1
Product: cell division cycle 37 like 1
Exons: 7
Coding region: 193-1206 (337 amino acids)
Biological process (GO): protein stabilization; protein folding
Cellular component (GO): cytoplasm
Molecular function (GO): protein-folding chaperone binding; heat shock protein binding
Source: RefSeq, a predicted model, not a curated record